AUGUCUAAGGGACCCACUGUUGGCAUUGAUCUUGGCACCAUCUACUCCUGCGUGGAUAUUUUCCAGCAUGGAAAAGUGGAAGUAAUUGCAAAUGAUCAGGGCAACCGAACCACCCCAAGCUAUGUUGCCUUUAUGGACACAGAACUUGGUGAUGCAGCAAAGAACCAAGUUGCUAUGAAUCCCACAAACACAGUUUUUGAUGCCAAACAUCUGAUUGGACGAAGAUUUGAUGAUGCAGUUGUCCAGUCUGAUAUGAAACAUUGGCCCUUCAUGGUGGUGAAUGAUGCAGGCAGGCCCUAAGUCCAAGUAGAAUACAAGGGAGAAACAAAAAGCUUUUAUCCAGAAGAAGUUUCCUCUAUGGUUCUGACAAAGAUGAAGGAGAUUGCAGAAGUCUACCUUGGGAAGACUGUCACCAAAGCUGUUGUCACUGUACCAUCCUAUUUUAAUGACUCUCAGCACCAGGCUACCAAAGAUGCAGGGACCAUUGGCCUCAAUGUACUUAGAAUCAUCAAUGAGCCAACUGCUGCUGCAAUUGCCUAUGGCUUGGACAAAAAGGUUGGUGCUGAGAGAAAUGUGCUGAUCUUUGAUUUGGGAGGUGGCACGUUUGAUGUGUCAAUCCUCACUAUUGAAGAUGGCAUCUUUGAGGUAAAAUCGACAGCUAGAGACACCCACUUGGGUGGAGAAGAUUUUGACAAUCGAAUGGUCAAAAAUUUUAUUGCUGAGUUCAAGGGCAAGCACAAAAAAGACAUCAGUGAGAAUAAGAGAGCUGUCCGUCGCCUACACACUGCUUGUGACCGUGCAAAGUUCACUCUCUCUUCCAGCACCCAGGCCAGUAUUGAAAUUGAUUCUCUAUACGAAGGCAUUGACUUCUAUACCUCUAUCACCCGGGCCCGAUUUGAAGAAUUAAAUGCUGACUUGGUCCGAGGCACCCUGGACCCUGCGGAGAAAGCCCUUAGAGAUGCCAAGCUUGACAAGUCACAGAUCCAUGACACUGUCCUGGUGGGUGGUUCUACCUGUGUUCCUACGAUUCAGAAACUUCUUCAGGAUUUCUUCAAUGGGAAGGAACUGAACAAGAGCAUCAACCCUGAUGAGGCUGUGGCUUAUGGUGCAGCUGUUCAGGCAGCUACCUUAUCUGGGGACAAAUCUGAAAAUGUUCGGGACCUGCUGCUCUUGGAUGUCACUCCACUUUCCCUGGGUGUUGAAACAGCUGGUGGAGUCAUGACUGUUCUUAUCAAGCGCAAUACUACCAUUCCCACCAAGCAGACACAGACCUUCACAGCCUACUCUGAUCACCAGCCUGGGGUACUCACUCAGGUUUAUGAAGGUGAACGUGCAAUGACCAAGGAUAACAACCUGCUUGGGAAAUUUGAGCUCACCGGCAUACCUCCUGCACCACGUGGUGUUCCUCAGAUUGAAGUCACUUUUGGUAUUGAUGCCAAUGGCAUUCUCAAUGUAUCUGCUGUGGAUAAGAGUACUGGAAAAGAAAACAAGAUUACCAUCACCAAUGAUAAGGGUCGUCUGAGUAAAGAAGAUAUUGACCGGAUGGUCCAGGAAGCCGAAAAGUACAAAGCUGAAGAUGAGAAGCAGCGGGACAACAUGUCCUCUAAGAAUUCACUUGAAUCUUACGCAUUUAACAUGAAAGCAACUGUGGAGAAUAAAAAGCUGCAAAGGAAGAUAAAUGAUGAAGACAAACAGAAGAUUCUUGACAAGUGUAAUGAAAUUAUCAACUGGCUUGAUAAGAAUCACACUGCAGAGAAAGAGGAAUUUGAACAGCAGCAGAAAGAGCUGGAGAAAGUCUGCAACCCCAUCACUACCAGGCUGUAGAGUGCUGGAGGGGUGCCUGGAGGGGUGCCAGGAGGCUUCCCUGGUGGUGGAGCUCCUCCAUCUGGUGGUGCUUCAUCUGGACCCACCAUUGAAGAGGUUGAUUGA
Molecule: messenger RNA, 1929 nt
Organism: Echinops telfairi (small Madagascar hedgehog)
Lineage: Eukaryota; Metazoa; Chordata; Mammalia; Afrosoricida; Tenrecidae
Product: heat shock cognate 71 kDa protein-like
Biological process (GO): cellular response to unfolded protein; vesicle-mediated transport; protein refolding
Cellular component (GO): nucleus; cytoplasm; plasma membrane
Molecular function (GO): ATP-dependent protein folding chaperone; misfolded protein binding; ATP hydrolysis activity
Source: RefSeq, a predicted model, not a curated record